Molecule: messenger RNA, 309 nt
Organism: Candida dubliniensis CD36
Lineage: Eukaryota; Fungi; Ascomycota; Pichiomycetes; Serinales; Debaryomycetaceae
Exons: 1
Coding region: 1-309 (102 amino acids)
Source: RefSeq, a predicted model, not a curated record
AUGCCCGAUUUAUUUGAUAAUAUUUUUAAUAAAAUUGGUACAAAAUUCACUGGUGGGAAAACUACUCAUCAUUAUGGUGGUGCAUCUCAAGUAAAUACUGGGAAAUGGUAUAGUUAUACUAGUAGUGCCAGUAAUAAUAAUUAUUGGUUACCUCGAGAAAAUAAAUCAAGUUCUAAACCUAAUGAAGAAUUAAACCCAGUUGAAUUUAGAGUGGAUCGAUCAAUGAGUGUUGGUUCAAUUACUGAAGAUUCUGGUACUACAGGUGGUGGUACUGGUGAUCGAUCAAGAAUGAAUAGUAUUACUGAAUAA